AGGAGGGCUGGUGGUCGUGACAAAGCAUUGACAGUCUGAGUGACCCCCCUGAUUUCAGGCUGACCUCGGCUUGUUUAGUUCCCCGUUGCUGCCGGUGCCAGUGACGGUGUCUGAGCUGAACUCUGGGUGGUGUGUGUGUGUGCAGAUGGACGGACCGUUAGGGUGGAGUCCUUAUAUUCCCAAGAGGGUGGAGGCAGAGGUCAGGGGUCAAAGCCCCCAACUGACUCCACUCCCAGCUCUGCGUCUGGGGACGUGCAGGGAUCCAGAAUGAAGCGCUCCUCACGGCCCAGCAGCAUUAUGCAGUGUGUGUGUGUGUGUGUGUGUGUGUGUGUGUGUGUGUGUGUGUGUGUGUGUGUGUGUGUGUGUGUGUGUGUGUCUUCUGCACAAUGAAGCAGUGCAGCUGGCACGUGCCACACACACACACACACACACACACUCUCUCUCUCUGUUUUAAUGCAUAUUCAUGAGGUUGGACGCCUGCUCUGUGUGAGGAGACAAUGGAGCAGAGGACAAAGCCGUGCAGACUCAGCUGCAGGAGGAAACAUCCGGAUGAUGAAGCGUCACGUUUCAGAAUGUGAAGGAAGUCGUUGGUUCAUGUGAGGAGCUGGAGAUGCUCACUCAGCUCAUCGCUCUUUAUCUCAGACUGUUCUUGAUUCACACGCAGACAUUAGUUUAUUUACAGAAAUAUGUAACUGUGUCAUCAGCAGAGGUGGAAACAAUAGAGCAGCAUCAUGUUUAGAUGCCCCGGCAGCUUUCAGCUUGAAGCCCACAGAUUCAGAGUCUUUGAAUAAAGUGCAUCACUUUGACAUGUGACCAGCAGCAGCAGAGUCUGAGCAGCUGCAGUGCAGACACACAAAUCCACGUUUUGGUCUCCAGGUUUAAAAUGCAAAGAAGAAAGAAAGUGCAUCAGCCUGCAGGAUAAAUCAUCUGCUGCAACACAAAGACUCUGUCCGUGAUAACAGGCAUGUGGUGGGAGGGGAAGGACUGUCCCAGCUCAGUGAGUCCCUGCUGGACUCUGUGGACCCUCCUACAGAGAAUCAACUUGAACCAAAGCCCGCCCCUCGGUUCAUUGUGGGGACUUUAUCAGCUCCUACAUGUUGCUGCGCUGCAUAGACCCAGCAGAGCGGAGAGCGGGGCAGCUGCAGGCUCCACAUGCGGACAGCUCUUCACUCCUCAGGAUGGAUCUUCUGGAGGGGCGCGCUCCCUACGACUACACCUUCAAUUUCUGGAACGACUACCUCGGCCUGUCGACACUUGUCGCCAACAGUAAGACCAGCAGCCCGUCCUGCAACCCGAAUUCUAUAACCGAGUCUCUGAAAGCGACCCUGGGCUUGGAGGACGAUGCCCCGGUUUGCUCGUGCGUAAUUGGGCACGGCAGGGACGGCGACGGACACUUGGAGUGCUGCUGCGCGGCCCCGGGCUCCCCUCCGAUCUCCAUCUAUGACCUGAAGGAGCGCAUCUCGCUCCUCAGGCCUUACGAACACCUGGCUGCUGGUUCGCCUCUGGCAGACACAGAUCCAGCCUCCUACAGGGGGGGCUUCGCCGGCCUCGACCUGCUCUCCAUGGACAGAAGGCGCAAACAGACUCAGAGGAGCAAACCGGAGCCGAAGCUGUGCGUCUUCUGUCGGAAUAACGGCGCACCGGAGGAAGUUUACGGCACCCACAUCCUGAAGACAGCGGACGGCAGGGUGCUGUGCCCCAUCCUGCGGGCUUACACCUGCCCCCUGUGCAGCGCCAACGGCGACAAUGCGCACACCAUCAAGUACUGCCCGCUGUCCAAAGACCAGGCGAGCCAGAGAGCGGCGAAGGGAGGCAGGGCGCCCGGCAAGAGGCUGAAGAUCUUCUGAGGAGCUGAAGAUCUUCUGAGGAGGCUGGAGAUCUUCAGAGAGGAGCUGAAGAUCUUCAGAGAGGAGCUGAAGAUCUUCAGAGAGGAAGAAGUUUGACUGUACAUUAGAGAGUGUGUGUCAGAGACUCCUUCAUGUUCUGCAGAGAGACUGACGCUCUUCUGGUCUGCUGGUCUUCCUCACUCUGGACACUCAGCUGCACCUGUCAAUGAACACCUGCUGCUUCCGCACGUGCAUGUGAGCUGCAGGAAGCCGCGCGCUCUGACACACCUGAGCUUCUGUUUUCUACCAAAGGAAUAUUUCAUGAAGCUGAAUGUUUCUCAGAUGCUUCAUGUGCAUUCUGAAUGUAACGUGCACCUGCAGCCAGAGUCCUCACCUGUCCAUCUGACUGUAACUCUGUGCACGCGCCUCAGUAAACAUGUCUGCAUUCUUUGACUUCUUCAGACAGCAGCUGGUGAAGCUAAGGCGCCACCUAGUGUUCAAAAGUCUGAACGACAACAUCACCUGCAGCAAGGCUGGUUUAAUAAAGAUGAUUAUUAUGAUGAACAAGAGGCAACAGUUCUUCUAUUUAAUGUUUAAUGAUGCAUCUUUGUCUGAGACGAGCCAAUACUCAUCAACUCACAUGUUGAAUAGAUUGAUUACACGGAGUGAAAUAUUGUAAUAACUGUUUAUUUCUUCAUGAUCACGUCUCACAGAUAAACUCAAAAUUCAGAAUCUCAGACAAUGAGAAUAUUGUGAAAUAUAAUAGACUCGUUAUGUGGAACUCUAAUCAGCUAAUGAACUCAAAACAGCUGCAAAGGUUUCCUGAGCUUUCAACAGUCUGACUGAUCCUCCACAAAGGGUGAGUGCUAAGGAAGCUGCUGAUAUUCAAACCCUGAGAGCAUCGUGAGGCUGGAUCAGGAUCAGGACAUGAACUGUCACAGUCACUCCUGAACCAGAGACGUCCGAAGCUUCUUACCGGGUCAAGGAGAAACACCACUGGACAGUUGCUCAGUGGUUCUUUUCAGAUGAAAGUAAAUGUUACAUUUGAUUUGGAAAUCAUGGUCCCAGAGUCUGGAGGACGAGUGGACAGGCACACAAUCCAAGUUACGUGAAGUCCAGUGUGAAGUUUCCAGUCAGUGUUGGUUUGAGGAGCCGCAUCAUCUGCUGGUGCUGGUCCACUGUGUUUCACAGCAGCACUCCAUGUUUCCUUCUGCUGACAUUUUCCUGCAGGACUUGACACACUGAAGAACCAAGACCUGGUUAAAUGACCACCUGAAGCACACAUGGAGAAUCUAUGGAGCGUUGUCAAGAGACCUAUCAAAGCAACCUGAGCUUCCAUAACACCUGAGCAGCACAGGCUGAUCACCUCCAUGCCACGCUGCAUCCAUGCAGUAAUUCAUGCUAAAGAAGCACUGAGUGCAGAUGAAUGGACAUAUGGAUGAGUCUGUUUCUGUAUUAAACAUCUUUUUUUCUGAUUUUCUGAGAUACUGAAUUUAGAGUUUUUAUUAUCUGUGAUCAUGAAAUAUUUCACUCUGUGUAAUGAAUCUAGAUCAUAUGUGAGUCUGAGGUGCACCUGUACAGAUCUUAGCUCACUAAGAAAGACAUGAACACGUUUGUUCCCUUUAAUACUUCACCUGCUAUAAACAGUAUGAAUCUAUCUACCACCAUCAUUGUUGGGGAUCAUCAUCUUUCUGUGCAGACAGCUGCUGGGCACAGGGUUGAUGCUAACCUCUGACUCAGACCGUCUCAAAUAAUCAGCCGAUUGUUUCAAACAGUCAGAUUAAAAGAUUUGAACAGACCCGUUUCAUCGACCUCCACUGGAAACAGACGUCCAAGAACAGUCUGUCUGUGAAGGUCCAAACAUCGUCCUCCAGCCUUCAGUGAUGAACCUGGACCUUCAGACACAGAUAAGAGAACUGAACUAACUCAUUCAUGUGAAUGUUUCCUCUGCUGACGCCUGUUUUCUGUCGAUUAUGAAACAUUUCCACUCAGACAUAUUUGCUAAUUAAAAUGUUGUGACUCAUGACAAAGACAAAUCAUUGGUCCAUCUUCCUCUGAGUAUCUGUGAAUCUUUCGAGCGUGUGGACGUGGAGGUGGGGAAGAUAUGUCUUCCAGUAUGUUGAAUGUGGACUGCAGUACAUUUAAGCUCCGGAUGUCGGUGUUUCAUAUUAGUACUGCUGUUUGUUGUUUGUUCAGCUGCUCUGACCUGAUGCUUCUUCAAUCCGUUCAUAUCAUAAUCGUGCAGCUUGUAGUGAAAAAGCAUUUGUAGAGAGCUUUGCUCACCUUGAUUCAGUGUGUCGAUGUCUGAGUUUGCUCUUUAAUGAACUACUGAUGUAACAUAUGGUGAAGAAAGUUGAAUCUCAAAGGUCCACUUACCUGAGUAACACACCUGAAGGAUUCAGGAGUGAAGCUGUCUGCUGGACUGCAGAGUCCAAACUGCAGACUAAAGACUCUGAGUUCAGUUCAUGUGUUUUGUUCAGUUUUUCGACCACAUUUAAGUCCAUAACAGACUUUUUAAAUUUAUUUCCUUCAUUUCACCUUUUUUCUUGGUUUGUCUGAGCACAAAUCACAACAACUCUUUUUCAAAGUCUGUCCUUCAGGAGUGAAGCUGCUAUGUGAUUUUCUGCAGAGUCCACACUGCAGUC
Molecule: messenger RNA, 4471 nt
Organism: Larimichthys crocea (large yellow croaker)
Lineage: Eukaryota; Metazoa; Chordata; Actinopteri; Sciaenidae
Product: nanos homolog 1
Exons: 2
Coding region: 1095-1847 (250 amino acids)
Molecular function (GO): RNA binding; zinc ion binding
Source: RefSeq, a predicted model, not a curated record